AUGUUAAGGAUAAGCAAGAUGUGCUAUGGGGUACUGGCAAAAGCUGGUUACCGUACUGCUACAUCUAAACCAAUAGAAUUCUUGCCAUCUCACUUGGUGGUUCAGAAACCUUAUGAUUUCCACGCAAUUCAUACAAAUUAUGGAUGGUUCAUAAUUCCGAAACCAUAUUAUGCAUAUAGAUGGACCACUCUGAACAUCCACAAAGCUAUAGAAGAUAGAUAUCCCGAUAUUAAAGAUGUUCCAAGGUCCCACGAAAUGUUACAAAAAGUUGUAGAUGAUUGGGGCCAAACGGUAGACUUAAGUACCAAGCCAAUAACGACAAAGACCACAAGAGCAGAUAUUAAAAAACAAAAAGACGAUGCAUUAUAUAGAACACAGUUGAAAGAGGAUAUGCCGUCUUUGGUUACGCCUUCAAAGCAAACGACAGUGCCAAAAAAGCGAUCCAGGUUGGGAACUGUGACGUUUAUCCACGCUUGGAACUACUAUUUUUCUAUAACACACCCAAAAUACAGUCACCUCGAUAAAAAGGAGUCAAGAAGAGAAAUUGCUAAUGAAUGGAAUGCUAUGACUACAGAAGAGAAGGACGAUUAUCGUGAGGCAUAUGCUAAUUUGCUUAAUGACGGGAAGGAUAUUCACAAGGGAAAGAUUGUAUCCCGAGAAGAAAAGCUUAAGAAGCAGUUUAAAAAGAAGAAAAGCGAUGACAAAUAG
Molecule: messenger RNA, 708 nt
Organism: Debaryomyces hansenii CBS767
Lineage: Eukaryota; Fungi; Ascomycota; Pichiomycetes; Serinales; Debaryomycetaceae
Product: DEHA2A06072p
Exons: 1
Coding region: 1-708 (235 amino acids)
Source: RefSeq, a predicted model, not a curated record